AUGAGGGGCCCACCUGGAACCUUUCUUCGCGAGUGGCAAGGAAAGGGGUUCGGCCAAGGGACACCUGGCCUGCCUCCCGGGCCCUGUGCUUAUGCUACGGGGCGAGUGGACCAGGCAGGUGCGCGACCUGGUGCAGGGACUGCGCCGAUGAGCCCAAACGCUCCGUCUACUACUUCGACUCCGCUGCUUGGCACUUCUCCCCCGACCUUCACUGCUCAGAGUUCUGCGAAUGUAGACAUUGGAGCCGCAAGUUCUGGAAGCCAGGCAGCGGGUGCAGCAAGACCAAGUGUUGCUGGAUCUAUGGCAAAUGCUUUGGGCGCUGCCGGGGUACCCGGUGGUGCUGGGACAGGAGAAGACCCUCAAGGGGUCCAGAGUGCCUUCGAACUGCUAGGGCGAAAACCGCCCACUACGCAAGGUCAACUUGGCAUGGAGACGAGUGAUGCUAUAGUGAAAGCUUUGACCAUGGCUGUUUCUGGCGAGAGAAAGUUUAUUCCUUCGUGGGGUGGAGGAGCAUCCACACUGCGUGCUUGGCUAAAGCAGCUGAGUUUCUGGGAAUUGGACAACCACGUGCCUAAGAACCGUUGGGGUGUCAAGCUGUUUCAGGCCCUCCCGCAGAAUAGCAUUCCGCGUCGGAUCGCAGAAGGUCUGCCGAUGGAAGUCAUUACUUCAGAGCGUGGGUAUGGUGCUAUCCUGACGGCGAUCCUGGAGAAAUUCAAGCCUUAUCUUGAAGCAGCUGCCCCGGCUGCAGUGGAUGCCUUUUUCUUUCAAGGCGACAGAGGUCGCAACGAAACCUUCCCCUCCUUUAUCGCGGCUAAAGAACUUGCAAGACAAGAGGUGGAGAACUUGUCGGGAGAACGAGUGCCCGACAAAAUCGCUGGCCGGAUUUUGUUGAAGCAGGCGAAUCUGACAGAGAGCCAGCGAGAAAACAUGGCGAUCAAGCACAACGCCCUCCUGAGCUUCGAGGACGUGGCGAGGGCACUGAGGCCUUUGGACCGGCCGGAUGCCCUCCUGAAGCCGAUGGCCUCAUCUUCCUUGUUGAUGAAGGACCGACGAACCAGCCAGUACUAUGUGGAGGAGGAGUUCGACGAGCCCUCAGAGCCCCUCCUCUACUUUGAGGCCGACCGGGAGUUCGAUGAGGAAGAGGCCUUGUAUAUAUGGGCGUACAACGAUGCGUACCAGCAGCUGUCCCAAGAGUUUGGGGCCCACGACCCAACCAGUUUCCCCGCUUACCAGGACGUGCGCCGAGAACUACAAGCGCGGCGGAAGGGCAGACAAUUCUUCUGUCCUCGGGAACAGAAAGGAGCGUCCAAAGGAAAGGGGCGUGGCAAGUCGCCCUGGUCUUCCAAAGGCUCUUCCAAAGGCCGUGGGAAGAAAGGAGGAGCUGGAAAGGGGAAAGGCCGUGGAAACCGUGGGACGGCCGAGGAGUUGCUAGCGCGGACGCGAUGCUAUGGUUGUGGCGAGCUGGGGCACUUUAGCCGUGACUGUCCCAAUGCCACGGCCAACGCUGCGGAGAAUCGGGCGAGCUUUGUGGUUAGCCAAGGCCAGGGAGCUCUGAACCGCACCUUCAUGACUGCAGGUACCUUUGCUUUGCCGGCCACUGUGAGUGUCUUCGCAGGAGUCAGAACCCAGGCGGGCCAAGGGCUCGUCGACAGCGCCGGUGCCUUUAGCCGGCUACGAGCUCUUCUUGAACAACAGGGACUACGACCCGUCGCAGUCCGAGGACCAACGGGUUCUUGUGCUGGCAUCGGCGGUUCGGCCACGGUGGCAAGUGUCUGGGAUGUGCCAAUUGGGGUGGCUCGCACGAACGGCCUUCUGCGAGUCACCGAAGUAAAGGACGCGGAAGGGUUUGAGACGCCCUUCUUGAUUCCAGUUUCCUUCCAGGAGUUGGUCGGCAUGGUCAUUGACUAUGACAAAGAGGAAGUCCGAACGAGACAAGGCCAUACUACCCCGAUGAUGCGGUUGCCAUCCGGCCACCGAGCAGUUUCAGUUGUGGAGUUCAAUGGCAGCUGGCGGUUACCCAAGGAGCUGCAGCAGAGCGGAAAGGCUGCCUGGUCCGGUGACGUACAACAUUUCGGGGUGACGUACAACAUUUCGGACACUUUGGAUGACGCUAGCGCAGUCUACGACUUUGAGGGUGUUUUCUCUUCAGUUUCGGGAGGUGAGAGUGUGCAGCAGUCUGUUGUUUUGCAAGCCGAUGAGCGUGUGCAGCCUGCUGUUUCGCAAUUUGCACCAUCAAAGUCGUCGUCCGGAGAUGCAUGGCAGUCUGUGAGAACACGCAGUCGGGACAUGUUUGCACGCAUUCAGGCGAGCAUGAAGCAAGAAGUGCCACGUCGUUCGGUUCAUUUCAUGACGUGGGCCCGAGACCGUAUGAAGCCCAGCUCCAUGUUCGCCGGCUUUGUGUCGUUGUGUCUCCUCUCUUCGAGCUAUGCAUCAACGGGUGCAAGAGCUUGUCCGCGGCGAGCAGGAAACUCAGCUGGGCCGCGGCAACCGUCGUCGAGGAGCUGCAUGGUGCCUUCGAACCUGGCAGAGGCUGGUGGGCAUCAUUGUCAGGAUGAUUGCGACGAGAUGGUCUUGGAUGCCAUCCUGACAGAGCCUCCUUCGUCUACGGCGGCAUCCUCAAGCGGCCCUCCUCCGAAAGCUCGAACUUCGAAGCGACAGCAACCGGUUCGCCAAGGCCUUGGGCGACCUUUUUCGCGAAGCCAGACCCAAGGCAAGUUCCCAAAGGAGCCGGAGGACUGCAGCCACCACCACGAGCAACUUCGUAUGAGGGGCAAUCAAGCUAUGCACUGGUGGGUGUGCCUUGACUGCGGCGGCCGUUGGGAGCGAACCGAGGCCAUCAUGGUGGCAGGGCAAGGAGCUCUUCCCGAUCAAGUGCGGCCUGUGUACCGGGCCACCGAUCCUCCUCAGCUACUACCAUUUCGGAGGUCACGGUCGAACCUGGGCAUGAUCACCUUGGAGCAAGCAACUGCUGCCCCGCCGAAAGCAAACCACCCCAAGGCAGCACCAGGUGUUCGGUUCAGCCCAGGAUCAAGAGCUACAACGGCGGGGCCCGCGAACUACCGCAAGGAGGCGAUCCGCCAGAAGUUCAAAGCCCAAGUAUCGAAUGCGACCGUCGACUACCCGGACCAGAUGUUCAGCCACGAGCCGGAGUACCAGAUGGAAGGACCGGGACGGGCGCCCGCCGGACAGUCAAGUUCGAUGGAGGCCCUGCGUGUGUACGACCCGUCAGCGCCAGUCAAGGAUCUGGACCGUGUGGACACCCGGCAGUUGACGAGUCGAGCCCCGAACGAGUGGGCCGACUACCACGAGCAGAGCCUUCGUUCGAAAGGACCGACGGGAACGAGUUCGACAGCGACGGCGACCAACGAGACCCGUUCUCGAAGCCUUCCGGCGGGAGUCCAUCCCAUCCAGAACAGGGCUCGUCGUCGGCAAGUCCACGAACCACAGGAGGCUCCGGAGCUCUUUGCGAUCUUCGACGACCAGGAGCCAGCGACAGUCACGUCAAGCACGACAAGCACUACGAGCACUACGAUCUUCACCAUGUUGACCGAUGCGCCUCCUGAGGCUGGCAUCGUACAGGGUGAGAGUGGUGCAUUUUCUUUUCAGUUUGUACUUUUUCGAGUGCCGAACCAGAAGCACAGCGACUUCUACCUCGGCAACUUCUUUUGUCGUAUCGUCUACUAUGCCCUGGGUGUUGCCAUCCACGACCAGCAUUCAGGAUCGAGCUGGGACACCUUUGUCUCCGUAGCCAAGAUUCAAGAGGACGCGGGCAGGCUGUAUGCCUUGGUCUGCGUGCCGAAGGCCGUGUCAGGUCUGCAAAACCAACUCAAGGACACCACCGCCGUUGAGAUGUCCCUGGUGGACAAGGGCCCGCGCCUCUACGUGCUUGUCAACGAUCAGACUUUGGCGCGGAUCUGCUCGUCGGUGUCCUGGAAGGGGUCUUCGUGGGCCACGUCUGAUUCCGAGGAUUUGGAUUUGUGUGUUCGGACCUUUCUGCAAAGCUUAUGCUAUGCCAGAACUUUGGACAACAUGCCACACCCGUCGACUGCUGACGUUGCCCAGGCUGCCAACAAGCAUCGGCCAGCCUUUGAUGGUCUCCUUUCGGCCGUUCGGGCCCAGACAGCCUUCCUCGCGAGCACCACAGUUGCCUUUCCCUCUUUCGGGGAGGAUGAGGUUAUGGAGUUGGAGCCAACUGUGGCACCGGAAGAUGAUGAAGUUUUUCGCGAGGUACAGCAUGCUUUGCAACCUUCCAGGCAGCAAGUGGUCGAGGCCAUGAAGAAAGUUGAUGAUUUCAGGAACCUCAACCAUCCUGCGAAGGAGGUGUUCAUCCGUGCGAUGAAACACUCCGGAGCUCGUGCUGAUGUGAUACAGUGGAUAAAAGAGGCCGGCGCAUCUCGCGAAGGGUACCUGCAAGUCAUUCAAUGUGCAGAUGCCCGAGCAAUCACGGUGAGACAAGCUUUGAGCCGAGCCUGGAUUGCUCCCUUUGGUGUUCCAGAAGUGCUCAUCUGUGACCAAGGACCAGAGUUUGCCGGAGAACAGUUUGUGGAAUUCAUGUCACAGAUGGGUGCGGCCAUCCAUUACACUGAUGGGUCCACGCCUUGGAAAAACGGCAGGGCGGAGAGAGCGGUCGGGACGGUCAAGAACAAGUUGAAGGUUGUUUUGCAGGAAACGUCUGCUACGGCGGAGGAACUGGACUUGGUGGUGGCCCAAGUUGUUUCUGCACAUAAUAGCCUUUACGACCGCCAUGGGUUUUCCCCAGAUCAGCGUCUGUUCGGACUUUCGCUUCGGCUUCCUGGCUCGCUACUGGCCGAUGAUCGUUGGGACCAAGACAUGGUCAAGGCCUCAGCUGGAGACUUGGUGCAACGGAGUUGGGCCAUUCGCGAAGCCGCGAGAGCAGCGUGGAUUAAGGAGGAUGAUGUGGUUUCAGUGCGCCGAGCGUCGGCCGCCCAAACGAGGAAGUCCGAGCUCCACGCCUUCAGCUUCUAUCCAGGACAAUGGGCGUAUGUGUGGAGGAGAAAUGACAAUCGUCAUGGAUGGGUUGGUCCAGGAGCCCUCAUUGCGGUCACUCCGGGUGGCAACUCUUGGUGGAUCAACAUGCGUGGCCGUUUGUGGAAGGUGGCCACCUUGGAGGAAGAGUUGGGCGCAGCUCUAGCUCUGGAGCUGCACAAGGACCUGCUGCAACAAGUCCGAGAGGGCGUUCGCGCAGGGUACGAGGACGUCACCGUCGAAGGCCCACCUGACCGCUUUGUGGAAGAGAUCUUCCCGGAAGUGUUUGGGGAGGAUGUACCAGAGGAACUUGAAGAAGGCGAUGGACGUCCUCUGUCUGGAACAGCCACGCUGCGACUACUACUGCCUCCGGACGGGAUCAACUACCUCUUCCAGCUCCUGCGACGGCCUCUUCGUCACCACUGCCACAGCUCCCAGCUGCAGAACGUGAUCUACUACCUCCAGUGGAGCCGUUGUCCACCCGAUGCGGGAGCAGGGCAAAGGCGAGCCAUUCAGGUUGACGAGGGAUCGCAUGAGCCUCUGCUACUGGGGCCUAGCCGUGAACGUCACGGGCCCUACACGCGGUCCCCGUACUACUACUCCAAGCUGAUGGACCUCGAGGAGAAGAUCAAGCCUUCAACCUACCUGUCGGUGACGGACUUCGAGGACAAUGGGGCCUACGACAAGCAGAACUUCAUGGCGUACGCAGGUCCGAAGUGGGUCAACCAGAACACUUCGGGACGCACCCAGCUGGAACCACUGAAGCCUAAAGAAACCUUCCACGCCGAGGAGUCUGAGGCGAGCUACUGCCCACGGGACAAGUGCCUGUACUUGGCCAAAGCUAAGGUUUCCUUCGGCCAGGUGGAGUACUCCAAGCUGGUUGGAAAGGCCGUUCGGGUGUUGACUGUUGAGGAGUCGGAGAAGUUUAUGCGGGAGCACCCGGACCACGUGCUGAAGUCUCGCUUUGUGGACCGUUCACGGCGCCUGCUGGUAAUGGAGUUUAUCGAUGGCUGCAAGAUUAUCAAUGCUCCGACGUUCUUUGAUGACUGGGACUAUGCCCGCGACGUUCCAGCUUUGCAUGCGGCGCUGGAGACUUGGCACGCCAUGCAGCUCUUCCUCACAGGAUGCUUUCAUGGUGAUCCGCAUCCGGGCAAUGUCUUGGUAAGGCGUCGGGCGGAUGCAGUGCCGGCGGGGCAGUACCUUGUGCAGGCAGGGGUCGGCAUACAGAUGGCCACGAUACACACCGCUGCGUACGAGCUACUGCCAUGUGGUUUGCGACAGGUCGUCGUCAUUGACCAUGGGGGCUAUUACACAUUGGAUGAUGAUACCAGGAAGAAGUAUGCAGAAGUGUGGAGCAUGAUGGAUGAACCGAAGAACGAUGCACAGAAGACAGCCAGACGUGCACGCCUUAAGGCAAUCAUGGACGGUUGGGGUGUCGGGCACACCUCGCGUUUUGUCAUCGAGCAGAUGUUUAAUGGUUCCUUCGGUGCAGCAGAUCCGACGGCCUCCAUUACGGAGAACGGUGAGGCCCGGCGGCACCGCUGGAAUUGGAUGCACCAAAAAACCGACGACCUGGGGCCUCCCAUCUUCGAGGACACGGCCAAGAUGCCGCCGGCACUCAUGAAAGCCUUCGGUGUGGGGAAUUUCACACGAAAUGCUUGGACCGUUCUCUCGAAGGGCCGAAAGGAGCUGCGUGGUUGGGACUUCUGCAAAGUCCGCGUUGCCAUCAUGAUCGAUUGGGCCAGGAAGUGUCCAGGAACACACCGUGCACCGUGA
Molecule: messenger RNA, 6762 nt
Organism: Symbiodinium necroappetens
Lineage: Eukaryota; Dinophyceae; Suessiales; Symbiodiniaceae
Source: the annotation of a GenBank genome assembly